AUAACAAACAAGAAAUCACGCAAAAUGAGUGAAUUAAGUUUAGAGGAAAUUCGGGCAUUUAUGCUGCAAAACAACUGUAAAGUGACAAACCAUGCAUUAGUGAAGCAUUUCAAGAAGUUUCUCACAGAUCCAAUGACCCAAGAUGAAGCCCGCAAGAAAUUCAAAAGUUUCGUGAACAUUUUGGCGACAAUAAAGAACGAAAAUGGCGAAAAGUAUCUCGUGCUACGUAAGAAAUAUCUCACAGAAGUGCCCACAGACGACGGAUUACAAGCCAUCAAUACAGUUGGUUUGCCCGUAUCUCCUGCGCCGGGAAAUCGUUCGUCAAGUUCUUCAUUCCAUUCGGAUUUCGAUACGUUUUCUCCCGUACAUCAACCUCGUAUUCCUCCUCCUUAUCGUCCUCCGCCCGAAAUAAUUUCGCCAACACAUUCCAAUAAUUCGCUGAACAUGUCUUCAACUCCAAAACUGCCUUUCGUCGAAUCGCAAACGGAAGACUUUUAUCGCGAGUGUGUCGAUGAGUUUCAAAUCGCAAUGAACGCUUUGAAGGAAAAAGAUCGCGAAAAACGACUUUCACGACAACACAGCGUUCCUGUAUCUCCUUUGCAGCAGUAUCAGGAAACAAUUGGUGCUCCUCCAAUGAUUUUCCGUCAAAGUAGCGUUGAUAUUCCGCCUCCAACGCCUCCCAAGAAGCUCAGCAUUUCACGCGAAAAUAGUGUCGAACAAAAAACUCCCGUAAAAGAUUCGCCCGUAUCAGAAUCCUCAAGCAACAAGGAAAAUAUCGAGAAUGAAAACAACAAGAUAAGCGUGAAAGAGGCAAUGCAGAAAUUUAAUCGAUUCGCGUCGGAAGAAGAAGCAAAAGUUCCAUCGCCCAUCGGAAAACAAACGAAAAAAAUUGACGAGAUUGAUAAGGCUGCGAGUCAAGAUCACGAAGACGACGACAACACUCUCAACUUGAUCCAGCAUCCGAAAGCGAAAGAAUGGAUUGUUCAUGCCUGCAAGUGCGAUUAUCAAAAACUCAGCAAAUUGGCGCAAGAGUUUCCUGUCUUGGUAAAGCUGAAGGAUCCAAAUUCGGUAUGUGACCUUCAACGAUCAUCUUCGACGCAAAAUGCUAUCCAAACACACACACCCGUUCUGUAA
This is a messenger RNA of Culicoides brevitarsis, 1134 nucleotides long. RefSeq lists its product as uncharacterized. Lineage: Eukaryota; Metazoa; Arthropoda; Insecta; Diptera; Ceratopogonidae. Bases 25 to 1134 code for a protein of 369 amino acids. The record is from RefSeq and is a predicted model, not a curated record. The transcript has 4 exons.